UCUGCCUUGAAAUCUAAUCGCCGCGAGGACCGCGGGUCCACAUAAAUCUCCGUGGUCUAUUCGUCGACAGUUCGAUUUCGGUUUCCUUGAAAUUAUGGAGCUUCCAGAAUCCGGAGAUUGUAUUGUCCUUAGCACGAUAUCACCUCUCGAGACAAUAUCUGUGGAGGCUGUGGGGCCAGUCUUUCUUUUCUUGGUAUCUCAUACCAAACUGGAUGGUUCGUUCAAGCGAAACGAUCUGUUGUCAGCCCAGGAUUCCGAGUCCUUCGACGAUGAGGAUACGACUGAGUAUAAAUUUGAAGAUGACUUGGAAUAUUUGCGAUCGCUGGAUCCUAAAGAAUGGAAAGAACAGGAUCAUUAUGCCGUCCUAGGAAUGGCAGAUCUCAGACACCGAGCUACGGAAGAUGACAUUAAGCGAGCCUAUAAACAGAAAAUUUUGAAACACCAUCCAGACAAACGUAAAGCGAUAGGUGAGGAGAUUCGUAGAGACGAUGAUUAUUUUACCUGCAUAACUCGUGCCUGGGAAAUGUUAGGGAAUCCUGUAAAGAGACGAAGUUACGAUAGCAUUGAUCCCCGUUUCAAUGACGAUAUCCCAGAGGAGAAGGACGCUAAAAAUAAUUUUUAUGAGGUUAUGGGAAAAGCGUUUCAGGAUAAUUCAAGGUGGUCAGAAAAGAAACCAGUGCCACAACUCGGAGGUCCAGACACGCCUAGAGAAAAAGUUGAACGUUUCUAUUCAUUUUGGUAUGAAUUUGAGUCUUGGCGUGAAUACUCGUACCUUGACGAAGAGGACAAAGAAAGCGGUCAAGACCGAGACAUGCGAAAGUGGAUAGAAAAAAAAAACAAGGCCACACGGGCGAAGCGAAAGAAAGAAGAAAUGACCCGAAUUCGUUCGUUGGUCGAUACCGCCUAUAGUUUAGACCCCCGAAUAAAGAAGUUUCAGCGAGAUGACAAGGAGAGAAAGACGGCUGCGAAGCGGGCUAAACAGGAAGCGGCUAGAGCAAGACAACUCGAAGAAGAACGACAGUUGAGAGAAGUAGCAGAACGGGAACGUCUCGAAAGUGAGAGGAAGCAGUCCGAGGAAAAGGCACGUAACGAUGCUUUGAAGCAAGAACGCGAGGCACAGAAGAAAGCCCUUCGUCGUGAACGAAAGGCAAUCCGGGACCUCUGCAAGGGAAAUGAUUAUUAUACUAGUGACCCUAGUGAAAGUCUCAAGCAUAUGGAAAGCGUUGAAAAGAUUUGCGAGCUGUUUAAGCUUGCAAGGCUGGAGGAAGUUACGAAAAAGUUACAAAGUGAAGGUCGGAAGGGAUUCCUCGAAGUUGUUGAGGAGACAGAGCGCAAAAUCGAGGAAGAACGCCGGGCUGGGGUAGAAAUUAAUGACAGAAAAAGUUGCACCCCUGAGAGAAAUGCCAAAUCUACCACAGUCCUCUGGACUGAAAAUGACCUUCAGCUACUGAUCAAGGCUGUGAAUUUAUUUCCAGCUGGUACCAACCAACGAUGGGAUGUUGUCGCUAACUUUAUUAAUCAACACUGUAAUGCAUCUUCAAAUGUAACUCGAACUGCUAAAGAGGUGUUGGCUAAAGCCAAAGACCUGCAGACAACUGAUUUCAGUAAGUCUAGCCUCAAAGAUCAAGCCAAUAAAAAGGCUUUUGAUAACUUUAUUGCUGAAAAGAAGGGCAAGGAUGGUAUUGAUGAUAGAAUGCCACCAGUUACCGAGCGCCAUGACAAUCCGUUAACAAAUGGUAAUUCUAGUACCAGAAUCCUUGACCACAGCUCAACACAGAAUUGCAGUGUCGGAGAUGAAGAAACCUUUGCCAAAGAAAAGGAGGUUAAAAAGGAUACAGCUCUGUCUUGGACACCAGUGGAACAGAAGCUUUUGGAACAGGCCCUGAAAACUUAUUCAGCAACCGUACCAGACAGAUGGGAUCACAUUGCUGCUUGUAUACCCAGCAGAACGAAAAAGCAGUGCAUGAGAAGAUAUAAGGAACUGGUCGAACUUGUUAAAGCAAAAAAGGCAGCUCAAGUGGGUAAAUAAAAGGUGCAACGGUGAAACGAAGUAAAUGCUGACAAAAUAGAGAGAACCAAUGCUUGGCGUUGACAAGUACACAUGUAUGUUGACACCAACGUAUAUAAUGAAUGUACUCAUACAUAAUAGAAUAUAGUGGUAUGGAUUUAAUGUAAACAUUGUCUGAUUUUUGAAAUACCAUGAAGUUUUAUGUGA
Diprion similis is the source of this 2215-nucleotide messenger RNA. RefSeq names its product dnaJ homolog subfamily C member 2. Gene Ontology annotation, cellular component: cytosol. Lineage: Eukaryota; Metazoa; Arthropoda; Insecta; Hymenoptera; Diprionidae. Gene Ontology annotation, molecular function: Hsp70 protein binding; ribosome binding. Gene Ontology annotation, biological process: 'de novo' cotranslational protein folding; regulation of translational fidelity. The transcript has 6 exons. The coding region runs from base 95 to 2029 and encodes 644 amino acids. The record is from RefSeq and is a predicted model, not a curated record.